UUGAAGAAAAACUCCACUAGUGUUCCAUGCAAAGUUUUGAUCUGCGUUAGAAUUCAGUGGCUCUGUAUCUGUGAAUUACUACGAUUACUGAGAGAAUAAUGAUAUAACAUCCAGAGGAUACAAUAGGUGAAAAAGAGUGAAUCUUUUGUAAAGGGGAAGCUAUGACCGAAACGGUUUGGAUCAUGAUGUGGUUACCUUUGGUAGUAAUGGGAUUGUUUGUUCUUAAAUGGUUGUUGAAGAGAGUGAAUGUUUGGAUUUAUGAGUCCAAACUUGGGGAGAAGAGACACUAUCUCCCACCAGGAGAUUUGGGAUGGCCUUUCAUAGGCAACAUGUUGCCCUUUCUUAGAGCUUUCAAAACAUCUGAUCCUGAUUCCUUCAUCAGAACCUACAUCACAAGGUAUGGACAUAACGGUGUUUAUAAAGUACACAUGUUUGGGAACCCAAGUGUAAUAGUAACAACACCGGAGACUUGUCGGAAAGUUCUAACAGAUGAUGAAUGCUUCCAGCCAGGCUGGCCCAAAUCCACCAUGGAGCUAAUUGGCAAGAAGUCCUUUAUCGGUAUCUCCUUUGAAGAACACAAGCGGCUAAGGCGUUUGACCGCUGCUCCUGUCAAUGGACAUGAAGCUCUCUCUGUCUACAUAAAGUACAUUGAAGAAACUGUUGUUACCGCUCUAGAAAACUGGUCCAAAAUGGGAGAAAUCGAGUUCUUGACUCACGUGCGCAAGCUAACGUUUAGGAUCAUCAUGUACAUAUUCAUGAGCACAGAGAGUGAGCAUGUUAUGGAUGCAUUGGAAAGGGAAUAUACAAACCUUAACUAUGGAGUUAGAGCAAUGGCUAUUAAUAUUCCUGGCUUUGCUUAUCAUAAAGCACUGAAGGCCAGGAAAAAACUUGUGGCUGCGUUUCAGUCCUCAGUGACCAACAGAAGAAACCAAAGGAAGCAGAAUGUAACAACAUCCAAUAAGAAAGACAUGUUGGAUAAUCUAAUAGAUGCUAAAGAUGAAAACGGAAGAACUCUAGAGGAUGAGGAGAUUAUAGAUGUUUUGUUGAUGUAUCUUAAUGCAGGUCAUGAAUCUUCUGGACACACCAUUAUGUGGGCUACCAUUUUCCUUCAGGAACACCCUGAGAUUCUACAAAAGGCAAAGGAAGAACAAGAGAGGAUUGUGAAAAAGAGAGUACCAGGCCAGAGUUUGACUCUUAAAGAGACACGUGAAAUGGAGUAUCUUUCUCAGGUUAUUGAUGAGACACUUCGAGUAAUAACAUUCUCUCUUACGGCCUUCCGAGAAGCAAAGCGUGAUGUCCAAAUGAAUGGAUAUAUCAUACCAAAAGGCUGGAAGGUACUGACUUGGUUCAGGGACGUUCACCUGGAUCCUGAGAUCUACCCGGAUCCAAAGAAAUUUGAUCCUUCAAGAUGGGAAGGAUACAUACCAAAGGCAGGAACGUUCCUACCUUUUGGUUUAGGAAGCCAUCUUUGUCCAGGAAACGAUCUUGCCAAGCUCGAGAUUUCCAUUUUUCUUCAUCACUUCCUACUCAAAUACCGGGUGGAGAGGAGCAAUCCUGGUUGUCAGGUGCUGUUUUUGCCUCACACAAGACCAAAGGAUAAUUGCUUGGCAAGAAUCACCAAAACGGCGCCGUAAAAUCAUCUUCAAACUAGUAGGUCCCUUACCAAAUGUAUAAGCUUCUUCUCAUGUUCAUGGUAUCCUCUCUCUCUCUCUUUGAACUCAAUCCAAACCGGUUUGGUUUGAAUUAUGUUUACUAAAAGUAUAUGUAUCAAAUUGUUUUAUAGAUUUCCAGUCAUCAGUAUAUAUCUCUCUCUCUUUCA
This is a messenger RNA of Brassica oleracea var. oleracea, 1819 nucleotides long. RefSeq names its product ent-kaurenoic acid oxidase 2. Lineage: Eukaryota; Viridiplantae; Streptophyta; Magnoliopsida; Brassicales; Brassicaceae. The record is from RefSeq and is a predicted model, not a curated record. Gene Ontology annotation, cellular component: endoplasmic reticulum. Gene Ontology annotation, biological process: sterol metabolic process; multicellular organism development; brassinosteroid homeostasis. The transcript has 9 exons. The coding region runs from base 162 to 1634 and encodes 490 amino acids. Gene Ontology annotation, molecular function: heme binding; iron ion binding; ent-kaurenoic acid monooxygenase activity.